AUGACUCCAAAACAUGUACCGUGCGACUCAGCCACUAUGCUGCGUGUCAUGGCGCUCUCGGGGGAAGAGGUUGCGACAAUUCCUCUCAUCGAGCUGAGCGAUGUGAAGUUCUUGAAGCAGCGGCUGAACCUGCAGCACGGCCUGCAGCCGCGUUUCAGGCAACGGCUUCUCUACAAGGGCAACACUUUAGAUGAUGCAGUCAGAUUGGACUCCAUAAUGGAUCUCGAUGCUGCUUCUGCGGCGUUUUACGAGGAGCCUGCCAAGGCGAAAAGACUCGCAGCAUCCGAGCACAUUUCCGUGGGCCAUGCGGCGUCAAAGCGGCAGCUGGAUCCGGGGGGCAGCCUACCACCACCAUGCAGGCAAAAGCUUUUCCACGAGCAGAAGAAUUCGAAUGACCCUGUCAAGCUGGACACCGUGAUGGAUCUGCAGGUUCUGAUAUUGCCAUUCUCUGCAGCUUCAAAGAGGCAGCACAAAGAGCUCCACCAAGCGGCUCGCUUGGGUCUUUUGGACGAGGUUGAAGCUCUGCUACAGCUUCCCAGGGACCCGGAUGCAGCAAUCGAUGCUUUCGGUCGUACACCGCUGAUGCAUGCAUCUGAGAGGGGCCACAUUGAGGUUGUGGAGCUGCUCUUAGAAGCUCGUGCUCAGGUGGAUCUGUGCAACAACUACGGUGGCGCAGCGCUGACGGAUGCGGCCUCCUACGGUCGGUAUCGCGUCGUUCAGUUGCUGAUAGAGGCUGGUGCCCAGAAGGAUUUGCGAAACAAUCGCGGUCGUACAGCGCUGAUGGAUGCCGCAAUCAACGGCCAUGCUCAAGUCGUACAGUUGCUGCUGGAGUCUGGUGUUGACAAGGAUUUGUGCGACGAUUUAGGCCUCACCGCACGAAUGAUGGCACAAUCAAAGCAACACGAUGAAGUGCAGCGAUUGCUGGAGUCCGAGGAUGCUGCAGAUCGGCAAGAACAUGUGCUCAAGCCGUGCGAUAGUGGCCUUGAUAAUUCGAAUCGGGUUUUGGGUCAUAAUAUCAAUGCGGUAGCUACAGUCAGGAACCCCAAGGAAUAA
Molecule: messenger RNA, 1053 nt
Organism: Symbiodinium sp. CCMP2456
Lineage: Eukaryota; Dinophyceae; Suessiales; Symbiodiniaceae
Source: the annotation of a GenBank genome assembly